CACGAUGGACACAACGAGCAUUUUACAGCGGACACUGAUCGUGGAGGCUGCUCCAGCGCCUCCCGACGGCGGCUGGGGCUGGGUGGCAGUGCUUGCGGGAUUCAUAUGCCACCUGGUCAUUGACGGCAUUGUCUACUCGUCUGGCAUCUUUUUCGACGAGUUCCUCGUGUAUUUCGGCGAGGGUUAUGCGGCCACCUCGUGGAUCUCCUCCAUCACCUUCGGCUGCUACCUGAUAUCCAGUCCGGUGGCCAGUGGGUUGACUAUCCGGUACGGCUGCCGGCCCAUUGCCAUCCUCGGUUCACUCAUGUCGUCGUUCGGGCUUUUCAUUAGCAUCUACGCGACAGGCAUCAAGUUCCUCUACUUCUCCCUCGGAUUCAUCACAGGCACUGGAUUUGGGUUCACGCUCCUGCCGGCCAUCGUGUGUGUGACGUCAUACUUCGACCGCCGCCGCUCACUGGCCACUGGUAUCACCGUGUGCGGAUCGGGCGUCGGUACCUUCGUCAUGGCGCCGCUUAUUCAGGCACUGUUGCGCUUUUAUGGUUGGAAAGGAACGCUCAUCAUCUGCUCGGGCCUCAGUUUACAAGGCGUCGUAGCAGGCUCGCUGAUGCGGCCCGUCGGGGGUCCAAGUUCCUCGGACAGUGACAGCCUAACCAGCACUUAUGAGCCGUCGGAACUGUACGCUGGGCCCAGCCGUGGGGUGCGCCCGCUGGCCGUGUACGACGUAUCUUCCAGCGUGCCGUCGCCCCCUGGAAGGGGCUCACCAACCGAUGCCGUGCAGCUGACAAUGGUGCCUGACCAAGGAGGUCCGGACACCUUCCAGUCUCGCAUUCGGCUCCGGCGCGACCUGUUCUACGAAGGCUCGUUGCCCGACGACCAACGGCAACCGACGGCAGCAUUCUUCUCGGCCGACAGCUCGCUGCUCGAGGGAACAGAGCGCCGCUCGCAGAUCGUCACACUCGUCGACAAUCGCAACAUAAUUGCUAGGGCGCUGUUUUCUUACCAAAUGGCUGCUGUGCUGGGAGAGAUGCUCAAUUUCCGGCUGCUAUCAGACGGAGCCUUCCGCAUGUUCUCGCUGUCGCGCAUCUUCUGCGGCAUCGGCUACAGUGUGCCUUACCUGUUCCUCACCUCACGGGCGGUUACCGAGCUGGGUGUCAGUGAGACAGACGCAAGCUACUUGCUGUCAGUGAUUGGCUUCACGAACGUGGUAGGCCGCGUGGCUAUCGGCGCUGCGUCUGAUCGGGUGCGAAAGUAUCGCGUGUGGAUCUUCAUCGCCUGCAUCAUGGUCUGUGGCUUGUCCACCGUGCUCAGCGUGCUGUGCAGCUCCUACACCGAGCUGCAAGUCUACGCAGCAACUUAUGGCGCCGCUGGAGGAGGCUUUAUAACACUUAGCUCUGUCGUCGUCGUGGACAUGGUGGGCCUGGACCGGCUGACCAAUGCCUACGGACUGUGCCUGCUCUGCCUGGGCGUCGCAGCACUCAUUGGUCCGCCGCUGAACGGUUGGGUACACGACGUGAGCGGCUCGUAUGCACCGGGCUUCAUCCUGGCCGGUGUUUCCAUGUACGCUGCUGGCGUAGUGCUUAUCGCGGUGCCCUAUCUUCAGAGCAAGAAGUCAAGGCGCCGCCUCUCGCACACCGCAACGGCCUGA
This is a messenger RNA of Rhipicephalus sanguineus (brown dog tick), 1645 nucleotides long. Its product is annotated as monocarboxylate transporter 13. Gene Ontology annotation, biological process: transmembrane transport; monocarboxylic acid transport. Gene Ontology annotation, molecular function: monocarboxylic acid transmembrane transporter activity. The record is from RefSeq and is a predicted model, not a curated record. The coding region runs from base 5 to 1645 and encodes 546 amino acids. The transcript is spliced from 9 exons. Lineage: Eukaryota; Metazoa; Arthropoda; Arachnida; Ixodida; Ixodidae.